UUUAACGGGCCCAUAAUUGAACAUUCAAAAAAUAGGGCAACCUUAGGAGGAAAACCCUAAACAUUAAAACCUGACUUUACCCCCAAUUUGCUUGUCUUCUAAGAAGAGAAGCCGCAAACUCCUUUUUCUUCUCCCUUCACCGUUUUCGCUUAUCUGAUCCUGCAAAGAUGUUCUCCGCUCAGAACAAGAUCAAGAAGGACAAGAAUGCUGCUACAACAGAGUGCGAUGAGCUUGUUGCUCAGGCUCUCUUUGAUCUGGAGAACACCAACCAGGAGUUGAAAAGCGAGCUGAAAGAUCUCUACAUCAACCAAGCUGUUAACAUGGACAUCUCUGGAAACCGCAAGGCUGUUGUGAUCUACGUCCCAUUCAGACUGAGGAAAGCGUUCCGCAAGAUUCAUCCUCGUCUCGUUAGAGAGCUGGAAAAGAAGUUUAGUGGAAAGGAUGUGAUCUUUGUUGCCACAAGAAGGAUCAUGCGUCCUCCCAAGAAGGGUGCUGCUGUUCAGAGGCCACGCAACAGAACUCUUACCUCUGUUCACGAAGCUAUGCUCGAGGAUGUCGCUUACCCUGCUGAGAUUGUUGGCAAACGUACUCGUUACCGUCUUGAUGGUUCCAAGAUCAUGAAGGUCUACUUGGAUACCAAGGAAAGGAACAACACAGAGUACAAGCUCGAGACUAUGAUUGGUGUGUACCGUAAACUUACUGGAAAGGAUGUCACUUUUGAGUACCCAGUUGAAGCUUGAAAGGAAGAAUGAUUCUGAGGAGAGAGAGCUUUUUAUUCUGUUUUUGUGAUAUUUAGGAUGAAGUAAACUCUCAUUUGGUUCAGUUCCUUAUUAACAAUCUUCAUAUUCUAUUUUACAAAGACUAGUUUACUGUGCUGUUCAAUUUUGAAAACAAUCUUUUGAUA
Messenger RNA from Raphanus sativus (radish), 904 nucleotides. Its product is annotated as 40S ribosomal protein S7-3. Bases 168 to 740 code for a protein of 190 amino acids. Gene Ontology annotation, biological process: ribosomal small subunit biogenesis; translation; rRNA processing. The transcript has 5 exons. NCBI's taxonomy places the organism in Eukaryota, Viridiplantae, Streptophyta, Magnoliopsida, Brassicales, Brassicaceae. Gene Ontology annotation, cellular component: small-subunit processome; 90S preribosome; ribosome. The record is from RefSeq and is a predicted model, not a curated record. Gene Ontology annotation, molecular function: structural constituent of ribosome.